Molecule: messenger RNA, 1960 nt
Organism: Stegostoma tigrinum
Lineage: Eukaryota; Metazoa; Chordata; Chondrichthyes; Orectolobiformes; Stegostomatidae
Exons: 10
Coding region: 40-1101 (353 amino acids)
Biological process (GO): proteolysis
Molecular function (GO): metalloendopeptidase activity
Source: RefSeq, a predicted model, not a curated record
CUCAGGCUCGAGCCGCGGGGGCAGUUAGACGACGGAGAUAUGCUGAAAGAGAAAGGAACAGACGACAGUGAAUUGGAUAUAAGUAGCAGUAUUAUGGAAAUUAACAAACAUUUUGAAAAUACUAGUGCCUGGAAGCACAUUGUGGGUGGAGAUGUUAAAGUUGACAUGUACAGAAGUGCCAAAAAAUGUCCUCAUGGUUUAUCAAAUUGCUUAUGGUCUCAUUCUAGUGAUGGGAUUGUUUAUGUACCAUAUAUUUUGAAAUCAAAUUUUGGUAUGGCAGGACAAUUUGAGAAAAAGGACUCAAAUAAUCUGGGUACAUCAUAUGAUUAUGGUUCUGUUAUGCAUUUUGGAAAAUACUAUCUUGCCAAAUCUCAGCAGCCUACUAUAGUGCCCAAACGAAAUCCAAACAUACCUAUUGGAUUUGCCCCUGGGCUCAGUGAGAUAGAUGUUUUGAAAAUAAAUAAAUUGUAUCAGUGCCUUCAUUGUGCAGAAAUGUUGACCACAUCAGCUGGAAAUUACAAAGGUAAAAUUGAUUAUCGAGGCUCUGACUCCAGUUUUGAACAGUCAAAUUGUAUUUGGCUCAUCCAAGCUCAUUGGGGACAUAAGAUUCUUUUGAGAGUUACUGCUCACAACCUUGAAGAAUCUGACCAAUGUGCAAAAGCAUAUUUGCUUAUUCGUGAUGUUGCUGAAGGACCUCCCAUCUUCAAAGCAAAGAUUUGUAAAACAACACCAGCAUUUAUAGUAGAUGGAAAGGCACUUAUGGUUGAGUUCUAUCAUCCUGGGACACCAGACCGUCCUGGAUUUACAGCUCAGUAUGCUGCUGUUUAUAGCACAGUGAAGUUCAUUUACUGGAAAUGUGGACAAAAGUUCCUGAACGUCUUCAUCAUGGUACAGCACCACCAACUGACGUCAGUGAAUAAGUACCAUCUCUUCUGUUGUGUUUCCAUGUCACAACAACCACACUUGUCACAACACCAGUCACAUUUUGUGAAAGAACAGCAGGCAUUGCUGGAGAAACUGGCACCAUCUGUGAAGAGAGAAGUGGAACUAAUGUUUUGGAUCAACCAUGAUUCUUCUGCAGAAUUAAAGAGUGCAAUCUGACACAAACAAGGCAAGAGGAAUAAACCAUCACCCUAUAUCCCACAUCUCUGUAGCAGGAUGAGGGUGUCACUGGCUAGCAGGGGAUUUAUUGCCCAUCCCUAAUUGCCCAGAAGACAACUACGAGUCAGCCACAUUGCUGUUGGUCUGAAGUCACAUGUAGGCCAGAUCAGGUGAAGAUUUUUUUCACUGGAGCCAAUGCAAUAUGUGUAUGUUGAUAUCGUGCCUAAUGUUGAUUACCUCAUGAGCACUAUAAUUUCUAGAGGACAACCCAAACUAUUUUUCAUUGCCAUUAAUACUUUUCUAAUGCUAGCAUCCAACAUUUGUUGUACAGUAAUCAGCUAAAGUCAUGAAGGACUUUUGUGAAAAUGUUAAGCUUUAAGUUGUUAUUUUUGUUAUAUUUUGACCUUAAAAGCAGCAGCUUGCGGCCAAAAAAUAUAUUUGAAGGCAAGAUGAAAAUGUUUUCCAUAAAGCAUGUUCAAGUCUCUUGAUAUGCCUGAGGAAGUCUGGAUCAUUGAUAGUUGUGCCAACUGUGCUGUUCCAUUGCGCUGACAUAGUAGACAGAGUUCCUGGUUAUGCUGCUCCGUCAGGGAUUAGGGUUGGCAUAGAUGAUUAGAAAUCCUCCUGGGAUUACAAAAUGACACUUAAAAUUGAUUUAUACAAUUAUUGGCUUGCCUUUUUCUGUGUUCUAGUUGUGUUGUAAUAUUUGUUUUUGACACUUUGUGUGUUAUCUUUAUGAUUUACACGGAACUGUGAUGUCAGAAUAAAAGAAAAAUUUCACUGAGUUAGGACUAGUUCCAUUUCAUUGACAGCCGUGUGCCCAUGUAUUCUCUUUUUAUUCUUGUGACAAAUAAACUUUUUA